AUUGAUUUCCCAGGAGGCAGAUGUCGAUGUGAAUGAUGCGUCACGCAAAAAAGAUUUUCAGCUCACGUUAACGAGCGGACACUUGGAGAUCGACGGAGGGAUCCCGAAUGAACACAAGGAUACAGAAAAUAAUAAUUCACCGUCAUCGUUGCGUCGGCGCACGACUCAGGAGACGAAAUCCGAAUUAAAAGGAGAUUUAACCGAGAAACACUCGAGGAAGCGCAUAUUGAGGGACCCGUUAAAUUGGUUUGGAGUUCUGAUCCCCUUAUCUCUGAGGGAAUCACAGAGACAUUUCAAACAAGGUUUAUUGGGCAUGAUUAACAUCAUAAACCUACGCAACGAGAUCCUCAAGAAGGAAGUCGAAUAUGAAACGCUGAAGAGGAAGAAGGAAAGAAUGGUGACGGAAGCACAGGCAAAACCUAACAACGCAGAGGAUUACGUACAGUGUGACUAG
Messenger RNA from Acaulospora colombiana, 454 nucleotides. The record is from the annotation of a GenBank genome assembly. Lineage: Eukaryota; Fungi; Glomeromycota; Glomeromycetes; Diversisporales; Acaulosporaceae.